Echinops telfairi (small Madagascar hedgehog) is the source of this 2783-nucleotide messenger RNA. It is a transcript of the gene ADAT1, whose product is annotated as adenosine deaminase tRNA specific 1. Gene Ontology annotation, biological process: RNA processing. The record is from RefSeq and is a predicted model, not a curated record. The coding region runs from base 104 to 1594 and encodes 496 amino acids. Gene Ontology annotation, molecular function: adenosine deaminase activity; RNA binding. Lineage: Eukaryota; Metazoa; Chordata; Mammalia; Afrosoricida; Tenrecidae. The transcript is spliced from 11 exons.
CCCGCGGCGGCUGUGUGUCGUCUCUUCCCACUCCCACCCCCUCUACCCUGCACCAGGCCCAAGGAGCUGAAGUCAAAUCAGGGCCUCAGCGGAAGCUCAGACCAUGUGGACUGCAGACGACAUCGCCCGGCUGUGUUACACACACUAUGGGACCCAGCUGCCCAAGCAAGGGAAGCCAGAGCCGAACCGGGAGUGGACGUUACUGGCAAGCGUGGUGAAGAUACGGUCAACCCCCAGCCGGGACAGGGACGCCCCUGACCAGCCGGUGCAAGUGACAAAGGAAGUUGUCUCCGUGGGAACAGGAACGAAGUGCAUUGGCCAGUCCAAGAUGAGGAAGAGCGGAGACAUCCUCAAUGACAGCCAUGCAGAGGUCAUUGCCAGAAGGAGCUUCCAAAGGUACCUUCUCCAUCAGCUCCACCUGGCGGCCUCCCUGGAAGAGGAGAGCAUCUUUGUCCCAGGGACUCAGAGAGGACGGUGGAAGCUCAGACCGGACCUCUCCUUUGUGUUUUUCUCCAGCCACACCCCGUGUGGCGAUGCCUCCAUCGUUCCAAUGCUGGAGUUUGAGGACCAGCCGUGCCUCCCUGUCAGCAGAGAGCAGGCCCUCAUGGCAGCUGUCGAGGUCAGCGGUAGCCUGGACACUCCAGAAAGGAAGAGGACAGGUGAAGCUCCUGACAGUCUGAGGACCAAGAAGAUGCGGCUGGAGCCUGAGACGCCGGCCAGGGCGGCUACCAACGGUGUGACUCCCGCGCUGAGUUGGACCACACAGGAGAAGGACCCACCCCCGCCAACUGUCACCAGCUCUAAUUCUGACACAGAAGGGCUGGCCCCCAGCAGGGCCAAGGUAGUGGAUGUGUACAGAACUGGGGCCAAAUGUGUACCCGGGGACUGUGGAGACCCAAGGCAGCCAGGGGCUGCCUAUCACCACGUGGGGUUGCUCCGAGUGAAGCCAGGCCGGGGGGACCGGACCUGCUCCAUGUCCUGCAGCGACAAGCUGGCCCGGUGGAACGUCCUAGGCUGCCAAGGGGCACUGCUGACACACUUCUUAGAAGAGCCCAUCUACUUGUCGGCCGUGGUCAUUGGGCAAUGCCCUUACAGCCAGGAAGCCAUGCAGAGAGCAGUGAUUGGGAGGUGUAGCCACGUGUCAGCUUUGCCCAAAGGCUUUGGAGUCCAGGAGCUCAAGAUAGAGCAGUCUGAUUUGCAGUUUGAGCAGAGUCGAGGUGCUGUGCGGGUAAGAAGAGCCGACAGCCCAGGCCGGCUGGUUCCCUGUGGGGCAGCCAUCAGCUGGAGUGCGGUUUCUGAGCAGCCCCUGGAUGUUACAGCCAACGGCUUCCCACAGGGCACCACCAAGAAAGGCAUUGGCAGCCUUCAGGCCAGGUCCCGAAUCAGCAAAGUCAGCCUUUUCAGAUCAUUCCAGAAGCUGCUAAGCAGUAUUCCAGAGGACAAGUGGCCAGACUCCCUCAGGGGGCGGAAGCUAGAGACGUACCUGGAUUACAAAGAGGCUGCCUCCACCUACCAGGAAGCGUGGAGUGCACUCCGGAGACAGGCAUUUGCAUCCUGGAUCAGAAACCCACCAGAUUAUCACCACUUUAAUUGAGGAGGGAUUGUUUGCAAAGUGGUAGCAGGACAUUUUCCAGCACUUCAGAAAAGACUGCCUUCUCCUCUCAUGCUGGACAAGCCGGGGAAAACGUCUGCCAGAGCACCCUAUCUCCCGUGUAGCAGGAGAGCAAUCGCACCGUGUUUGAAGUCACUCCCAGCUAAAACGGCUUCUCCCUGUGGUGUCUCUCCGAAGUUGUGUUUCAUUGCUUCUCUGAAAUGCGACACAGCGUUUAGACUGUCGUGCCUGGGAGAUACUCUGCAGCAACUGUCUUAUGCGUCCCUAAAUUGAUUCAGCCAAUGUUGCGCUGGCGUGUGUGGUGUUUGAAUCUCCUUGGCAGGUUUUAGCACUUCACCUGGCCUGGAGGACGUGUGUUUUGGACACUCCGCAUUUCAUCCUUGGAGGGGCCAACUUCUGCCCAUGGACUUGAGUGACCCUGUGUUUUCAGCGAGACUGGUUAAAGCUGACCUCACUCCCUGGCACCAGGCAAAGCAGGUCGGACAGCCCUGGAAGUCUAAGAGAGAAGCUCUCUUCCUCUGAGACUGAAAGCCAUCGAGGCCACAUAAUCCCGAGGGGACUGCCUGUGGCCUUUCUCUUCCUACCGCAGGACCCAACCCGUUCAAAGAAUGAAGGUGCAAGAGAAGGCAACCACUAAUGGAAUCAAAGCUCUGGUGACCUUGUCUGGCUCUCUGGAGUCAUGUGCCUGAAGCCUGAGCUCACUGUGGACUUCAGUAUGUGUGACAAGCGCCUGUUGGUCUGAGUCGUUUUUCUGGAAGAGUUCACCUGAAGGGCCAAAAAUAGUCCCUAAAAGCCAGUCAGAAACAAACCUAGCUACUGAUCUUUCAACCUGCUCAUACCUUUGUGAAUUACUGACUGAAAGUGGAAGUUCUCCAUGGUAGGAUUGUUAAUGAAGCCAACUUCCCAAUUGAAGGUCCUCUCUCUGCUCUGUAAGAAUAAGAAAGCAGGAAGCCCAUGCAGCGAACUAACAGAAAGGUCCUUGGGGCUGGCCCCAGUCCCAGCAACGUCAACCCUUCCCCAGAUGAAUGCACUACAGAGGACAGCACUGAAGAUACAGCCCAGUCCAGGGAGAGCGGUGGGUCUGCGCAGACCACAUGGGAACUAAGAGGGAGAAAGAGAGAGAGGACCACAUCCUGGCCCACCAAGCCUCAAGGAUGACAUUCCUACUCGA